ACUCGGGGCCACCAGGGCAGGUGCCCCAGGGAGGGUGAAGACUGCACAGCCCCAUUCAGCCAGCUUUGAGUUUGGUACUGAUGCUGUAUCAGAUCCAGACAUGCUGAUGGCCCCGAAGCGCUGUCUACAGAGAGAAUGAACUUCAGAUCUUCGGGCUUGUCUGACCAGUCUGCGGAGGGUCUACCCGAGCAACUUUCCCUUGGUCCCCGCCAGCUAGCCGUUCUUUUCCCGACCCCUGGAGUGUAUUUUUAAGUCAGAGGAUAGACUUGAAGUGGCUUUUAGGGCAUGUAACCUUGACCAGGUCUCCUAACUCGUUCAUCCUGUUUCCUUAAUCGGUGCCUUUGGAUUGUGCGAUUCUAAUGAGGGCUGUUAGGACAACGUCCAGAUUCGCCUCUUUGCUUUUCAUGCCAACGUGCUUCCGCUUCUAUAAUCACCCAAGAAAACACCAUGAAAGAUACGGACAUCAAGAGACUACUGUAUACCAAUCUUUUGUGCAUCUUUUCAAUUUUCCUAAGCAUUUUUAUUCCACCAUUCUUCUUGGAUAACUUCUCGGUAUUGGAAACACACUUGAUAUGGUUGUGCACUUGUUCCACUUUUGUAACUGCUGUCAAUCUCCUAUUAUAUCUAGUAGUGAAACCAAAUGUAUCUUCUAAAAGAAGUUCAUUAUCACAUAAGGUAACCAGAGUUUUGAAAUGCUGGAUCUACUUUCUUAUGUCCUGCUUCUUCCUUCAUGUGAUUUUUGUUCUAUAUGGUGCACCACUAAUAGAGUUGGUGUUGGAAACAUUUUUAUUUGCAGUUAUUUUGUCUACUUUCACUACAGUACCUUGUUUAUGUUUGUUAGGACCAAACCUCAAAGCAUGGCUAAGAGUUUUCAGCAGAAAUGGAGUUACAUCCAUCUGGGAGAAUAGUCUUCAGAUCACUACAAUUUCUAGUUUUGUAGGAGCAUGGCUUGGAGCAUUUCCUAUUCCACUGGAUUGGGAAAGACCAUGGCAGGAUCUCCUAGUCCCAGCCCUCCUGGAAGUCACUGUGUGGACCAGGCUGGCCUCAAUGUCAGAGAUCCUGCCUCUGCCUCCCAAGGACUGGGAUAAAAAGCCCACAUUGUUAAUGAUACUUUUCACAUACUAAAAAUGCAAAUUCCAUUAAUUGUUGAGUUCUCAUGUGUUAGUAUAAUUGUUUUCUUGUUCUUCUUGCUCAGCAAUCUUCAGUUGGUAUUGUCUUUCUGUUCUUGGUAUUUUGUUAAACCACUUUAUUGAAGUAUUUGGAUUUCACAUCAUUUUUUAAUCCUGUUUGACAUUUCAGAUAAUAAUAGAACCUGGUAACAUUUGUAGGUCUCUGUGUACCAGGCAUGGGGCUUGGCACUAUCCCAGAAGUAACUUAAUCAUGACAACUGUAGUGCAAGGUAGAUUUCAUUCCCAUUUUUACUCACCAGAAAGUCAAAGUGUAGGAGGGGAGGAGUACACAUCCUGUUCAACAGUAUUUAGCUGGCAAGGGAAGGUUUAGGAUUCAAACAAGAGCCCCACCUACACUGUGAUUCUGUUCACUGCUGGAGACUAAAGCACAGUGUUUCUUUCUUUCUUUCUUUUUUUUUUUUUUUUUUAAUGACAGUGUUUCUUUUUAAAAACAGCAUAGCUUAGUUCUCUGUAGAAUAGCUUGAGUAGCUAUUAAAUUGCUUGCUUUCCCCACAUUGUUUCUUCUAAAUGCCAAGAUCACUCUGAUGAUGUCUGUAUUUUAGACUAAAAUUUAAUACAUUUGUGGGAGAGUACUUAAAGCUAAUUUACAAUGCCUUUGUGUCUGAAAAACCCACAAAUGCUUUUUUUCUCUGUGUGUGCGUACAUGUGUGCAUGUGCAAAAGGAUGUCAGGUAAUCUGCUUUAUCACUCUGCCUUAUGACUCCUUUAUUUUUAAAAUAUUUAUUUUAUGUCUGUAUCUGUGGUUAUGUGUACAUGUGUCCAUAUGAACGUGAAGGUCAGAAAGGAGCAUUGUAUCCCUUAGAGCUGGAGUUCCAGGUGUUUGUGAGCUGACCAGUGUGGAUGCUGGAUCUGAGCUCUGGUCCUCUGACAGAGUAGUAAGUGCUUUUAACUGCUGAGCCAUCUGUCUAGCUCCCUUAUUCUCUUGAGACAGGGCCUCACUGAGCCUGGAGCUAGGCUGGUGGUAAGCUGGCCCUAGCCAUUCUCCUGUCUCUGUCCUCCACGGCAUUAGGGUUACAGGCACUCCACCUUUUUUGUUUUUUUAAAUAUGAGUGCUUAGGUCCUCAUGCUUACACAGCAAACACUCUUACUAGGUGAGCCACCUUCCCAGGCUCCACAAAUGCCUUUACAGUAUGGACUUCAAUGAUAUUACCUUUAAAAGAGAUUAAGCCAAGUAAUGUCUCUUCUAGGUUACUUAUUUCUAAUAAAGUUAACAAGCAAAUAUAUUUUAAACAACUGAAUUCGAAACCUGAAUUUUAGACACUUGAAAUAUUCAAAACAAUUUUAACUUAUUUUAAAAUAUUUGUACUAAUUCUAAUUAGAUACCAGGUAAAUGAGACAGUGUUGUAUUUUUUGAGCCAGUGAGAUGAAUCAGUGGGUAAAAGUGCUUGCAAGCCUAACGCCUGAGUUUAGUCCCCAGAAUCCACAUAAAGAAGAGAACUGGCUCCCAAAAGUUGUCAUUUGAUUUCCAUACAUGUGCUGUAUGCUCAUGCCCACAUGCAUACACACAUAUACAAUAAUAAAUAUAAACAUUAAAAUUCAUUUUCUCUAGUUUUACCCUUAAAAUUUUAGUAUUUAUGAAACACUCACUUUCUGAAAUCACAGAUGUUCUCAUAAUUUGAAAUGAUUGUAAUUAGUUAUUACAGAAUCUCAGAGUGGGAGAUGAAAUGAAGAUUAGAGAUUGGAUUGAAGAUGUGUGAUUUUAGGCUAACUGCUAUUUCUGUUACCAAAGGGAUCAUACUGUGUAAUAGACCAAAGUAAAAUAUUAUAUGAUUCAAGAAUGAGGAAAAAACAUAAUAACUGACAGAAGAUGGUUUGGGGUUAAAAAAUGUGUUCAUUGUGUAUUAAUGUGAUGCUAGCUAGGCUAACUUAUGUGCAUGUAUGUAUCCAGGAUCAUUUAAUGUCACUU
This is a messenger RNA of Nannospalax galili (Upper Galilee mountains blind mole rat), 3095 nucleotides long. It is a transcript of the gene Pigf, whose product is annotated as phosphatidylinositol glycan anchor biosynthesis class F. Bases 448 to 1125 code for a protein of 225 amino acids. The record is from RefSeq and is a predicted model, not a curated record. Gene Ontology annotation, biological process: GPI anchor biosynthetic process. Lineage: Eukaryota; Metazoa; Chordata; Mammalia; Rodentia; Spalacidae. The transcript has 6 exons. Gene Ontology annotation, cellular component: endoplasmic reticulum membrane.